Messenger RNA from Penicillium mononematosum, 1830 nucleotides. RefSeq lists its product as uncharacterized. Bases 1 to 1830 code for a protein of 609 amino acids. Gene Ontology annotation, cellular component: lipid droplet. The record is from RefSeq and is a predicted model, not a curated record. Lineage: Eukaryota; Fungi; Ascomycota; Eurotiomycetes; Eurotiales; Aspergillaceae. The transcript has 6 exons.
AUGGUAUCCGAAUCUACUAGGCCUCUAGGCAUUGACGUCUCACAUUCCACCAUGGAGUCGCCGCCAGCCAUUGCCGCCUUGUUCGUCAUCAGCUUCGAUAUCAGGACCGGAUAUGUAGUCUCGUGGAAGCGAACUGCGCCGGGAGUUGAGGUUGAAGGGGUUGUGGAAUACAAGUCACUGCCCUCCGGGUUACACAAUGUGACUGAAGAUCUGGUGUACUUCGUCCAUGAACAGUAUGCCGGUAUCAGCGCGUUCCUCAACCAUCCAGCCACGGAGGCCGAACGCAAUGCGAAGAUGUUUGCGAUCGGAGUUCUGGUGCCUCUCAGCACCGGAAGGCUUGGGAAGAGCUGGCGACACGCUCCAAGGCUCAAGGAACUGACGCUGAAAUACGCCGAGAACAUGUCGGAUAUGCAGCCGCUGUGUGAUUAUUGGGACACAUAUAAAAUAGGAGGAACCGAUUAUUCAGCGCCUGAAUCCCCCCUCGACUCGCCUCUUAGUCUUCGAUUCCGGCCCGGCGAGCGGCCAGGUCACUCGAGCCGCAACCGCGCCUUCAGCGACGCAAUGGUGCUGGAAACGUUCAAGCCGGCCUUAACGCCCUUCCACCCCGCUUCAUCACUUCCAGCUUUCACGGAAUGCUUCGGACCUUUGAUCUUCCCCCUUUACAGGGCAGCUUUGCUGCGCAAGCGGAUUCUGUUCAUGGGCGAGGCUCCUCCUCGUUGCCAAACUCCCUCCUGCAGCUACUCCCCGCCGAUCGCAUACCACCACUACGCCCCCGCCCCCCUCUUCAACGUCGGCAUUCAUGAUAUUCCCUACCUCUCCUCCUUCGAUCCAUCGCGCAGCAUCAUAGACCCCGAAACAGACCCAAGCUGGAUCGCCUGCUCCACCGACACCGUCUUAACCAUGAAACCCGACCUCUUCGACCUCCUCGUCACCCUCCCCGCACCAUAUUCACAACAGACAGCCCAGCGAGCCUUCCCCAAAAUCUCCCUAGUCCACAAGACAGGCGGCAAACCCAAUCAAACCCAAGAGAUCCAGCUAAAAGCAACCCAGCGCGACGCCCGCCGCUAUUCAAUGCUCCGCCGCGGACUCCACCAACUCUCCAACGACCGCCCCACAUCCCCAGAACAAGACCCCUCAGACACAGACUCAACCUACUCCUCCAGCCCCGUCGUCGAGCCUAUCUCCUGGACCCGUCUCGCCUACACAUCCUUCAUCUGGUGGGCCUCCGCCGGCGAGAACCGCGACGGCCUGUCAGAGGAAGAAGAAGAACAACAGAUAGAACAAGACUCCCGCCUUCUGGCAAGCGUCGAGAGUCUCGCCCGUCAACCCUACAACUCAACCUCCCACUCCGACCAGCCCCGUCAUCCCCUCCACGAAGAUCAGCAACCGCCCGAAGUCGCGCUGGUCGCGUACUUCCGCCGCCUGACGUCGCAGAUCUUCGUUACUUUGGCUGGCGCCAUCGCGCGCUAUGAUAGCGACCUCGAUGACGACGCCUAUAAUGAUGCGCCGUAUAUCGAUGAAGACGAUGAUACCGAUGCUUCGCUGUCCAUGUCUCGUCAGUCUAUCCACGGCGAUGAGGGGAGUUCGCCUUUGCUUCGGCAGCGGUCAAGUGCGAGCGGGUCUGCGAAUCAUGGGUCGAGAGCUGGUCAGCGGGAUGGCGGUGCCCACGACACUGUCACGAUCACCGUGGCUGAUAUGGCGGAGAUGGGGCUUGAUGUGUGGAGUGCGACGGACCGGGUGUUUGUUGAGGAGUUGGUUUCUCUGUGGUGGGGUCGUGCGGCGAAGGUUGAUAGUGCGAGGAUUAGAUGCUGCGGGAUCUCAGUCUUGUAG